Drosophila nasuta is the source of this 1095-nucleotide messenger RNA. It is a transcript of the gene Osi14, whose product is annotated as DUF1676 domain-containing protein Osi14. NCBI's taxonomy places the organism in Eukaryota, Metazoa, Arthropoda, Insecta, Diptera, Drosophilidae. The transcript is spliced from 3 exons. Gene Ontology annotation, cellular component: membrane. The record is from RefSeq and is a predicted model, not a curated record. The coding region runs from base 94 to 894 and encodes 266 amino acids.
CUUAGCUCUCUCAAGCUCAACAGAAGCAGCAGCAGCUCGUCAAGGAUUAAAACGCGUCGCGUAUUCUUAAAAAACAAACGAAAUUAACCGAAAAUGAAAGUGUUCGCCAUUGCCUGUGUGAGCCUCUUGGUGGCCAGCUGCGCUUGGGCCGCUCCCAGCGUGCAAGAUAACAAAAUCGAAAGUGAUAACACAUUCGGUCGGGCCGCUCGCUACUUGGGCGCCUGCCUCGAGAGCGAUGACAUGGCCACCUGUUUGGCCGUCAAAGGCAUUACCGCAUUGAAUCGUGCUGCCAGGAGCAACAACAUUGAGUUGGUCAAUGGCGUAACCUUCCAGAGAGAUCCAGCCAACCCUGUGCAGCGCAGCGGCAAAUCCCUCAGCGAACAGGAUAUCUACGCUGAGUUGCCACAAAACUCCGAGGAGCGUAAUGGCCGUCUGGUUGAUUUGGCCAUCUCCAGUGUGAGCGACUUCCUGACCACCCACAACCUGGAAUUCAAAAUGCCCGCCGAGACCACCCAGCAGGUUGCUCGUGCUCUCGAUGAAGGCCGUGCCAAGAUCAAGAAAGUGAUUGGCCCCGUCGCUUUGGCUAUUGGUGCUAAGCUCUUCGCUGUCAUUCCUCUGGUGCUUGGUUUCCUCGCUCUGUUGACCUUCAAGGCUGUGAUCGUCGCCAAGCUUGCCUUCUUCCUGGCCAUCCUGGUUGGCGGUUCUCGUCUGUUGGGCGGAUUCGGCAACAAGUUCGGCGGCAACUCGUACAGCGGCUACAACGCUAACACCUACUCCGUGCCCGCCAGCGCCAGCUGGAGCUCGGGUGCUUCUUCUGGCUAUCCCUAUGCUCGUAGCAUCGACACCGACGCCCAGCAGUUGGCUUAUGCCGGACAGCAGCAGGAGCAGCAAUAAGCACUUGACACUCGAAUAGUGUGAAGCCUUUUGGGCUGAGAAUGUGCCUUCAAUUUGAAAUAUCUAGAGCUUAAGUAAUUUAUUCGAAGACGUUUGCUUACUUAAUUUAUUGUACUACAUCUACAUAUUAUUACACACAAUUCAAGACAUCAGCAAAAUAGUCAAGUUGAAUGUUUGUCAUCAAAAUAAAUGCGAUUAAUU